Messenger RNA from Rhopalosiphum padi (bird cherry-oat aphid), 1665 nucleotides. RefSeq lists its product as uncharacterized. Gene Ontology annotation, molecular function: protein binding. The record is from RefSeq and is a predicted model, not a curated record. The transcript is spliced from 11 exons. Lineage: Eukaryota; Metazoa; Arthropoda; Insecta; Hemiptera; Aphididae. The coding region runs from base 199 to 1404 and encodes 401 amino acids.
GUUCAGUCCAUUUAGUAAUGUACUAAUGUGUCUAUGUAAAAACCACGUUAAUUUUUAAGGUUUGUAGUACGUAGAAAUAAUAAAAUUUUAUUGUCGUUUGUAUUAUAUUAUUUAAGGUUUAAUAAAAACACAUUACGAAAGCCAGUUAUAAGUGAGUCUGAAGAAACACUAAAAAUUACAAUUGGCGUAGAGGGUGGUAUGAUGCUUCAAUUUGCUCUAUCCACUUUAAUAAAUUUGUCUAGUUUACAACCCGAAGAGCUUGUUAAAGAAGCAGAUCCAAUCCCUGAUAAAAUGGAAUAUAAAAAUAUGCUUUUUGAAUAUGAGCAACUGAAAAAUUUAGAUAAUAUAAUUUAUUCAUUAUCGGAAGAUGAAUCUUCGGUAAUUCGCACAAGACAUGAAGAAUUUGUGAAAUCAAUGACACUUAUAACUUUAGAUAAUAAUCCAAUCACUCGAACAACUGUGGCAGGAAAAAUGUUUGCAGAGCUUUUAUCUAGAAAUAUUCUUUCGAUGGAGGCCAUAACUCAAGGAAUUGAUGCUGUCCUUAAAAAUUGGAAUGAUUAUUUGAUGGAUAACCCUCAAUUUUUCUCCUUUAUUGCUGCCAUUAUUGCUCCAUUAUUAUUAUCACAAAAUGCUUUCUUUGAUUUUAAUAAUUUAAAAGAUUUGUGUACAUCAAUACGGCCAGAUAAUUCUAGUAAAUUUUUCAUAGAAGUAUUAAAUAAAAUUCUUAGUUCCAAGGAAACACAAAACAUAAAAGAACAACAAGGAGGUAUAUUGUGGAUUUACAAUAAGUGGAGGACGUCAGAAUAUGUUUCUCUUGAUGUAUUUAUGCCUAAUAACCAAAUAAAUAAUUUUUUUAAAAAUGAUCGAAUUGGAGUAUUCCUUUUAUCUAUUGCUAUGUAUGAUAAAAUGAAGCUGACUGAUAGUAAACUACUGUAUGAUAUAUUAAGUAGUUGGAUAAAUGUUAAUAUCAGCGCAGAAAUAAUAAAAUGCCCUCAGUUUGUGCGAGCAUUAACUAUAGCUAUUGUCAUAGUAGGUUCAAAAUCGAAUCAUUCUUAUGAAGAUUUCUUUGACCAUGCUCAUGUGAAAUUAUUGAUUUGUUAUAUUCGGUCUGAACCACUUCCAGAACCUGAAAUCCAGGCUCGAGAAGUUCAAUGUCUGUAUGGCAUUCAAAUAAUGUCUGCAGUACUUAAGCAUCCUAGAGGAAUGGUAUUAAGACUAUUCCAUAAACUCUAUCAGAAUAGUAUUAUUAGUACAGAAUCGUUUGAACUAUGGAAAAAAGAAGAUGAAUUCAAAGCAGGAUUUGAUGAAGACUUGGAAACAAAAACCAUGGCUGUUGAAGUUUUAAAUUCAUUCUUCAUUUCACUAGCAGAAAACUAUUCUGAUUCUGAUGAAACAUAUGAGUAGUGUACCAACACUAUCUUGUUGCUGUGUAUAUCCAUCAAUCGACACAAAUUCUUCUAUUUUUUUAUUUUAUUGUAGAUACCAUGUUAUAAAAGAUUUAUAAAAAUAAGAAAAAAAAUUCUAAAUACUUAGCCAUUUUUCAUUUAUUUCCUGUGGAAUUCAAUUAUUCAUAAAUUUGCAAAUAUUUGUAUAGUAUUUUUUUUGUUAAGGGUUUUAUUUUAAUUUAUUUAUGUUUUGUACACCUGGUUUUACUUUAUAUUAAAG